CAGGUCAUAUCUUCAAUACCAUUCAGCUGGCAGCGCAUCUCGGUACUUAUUUAAGCUUUAUUGUCGCUGCUGAAGCUUCUCUGUAAAUUAACAGGCACAUUCCCGUUUCACAUUUGCCCCCUUUCAGGAUGGAUUUGGAGGGAGGUGAUUCGCCGUGGGGCGAUGUCCCUUCGCAAUCCAAGUCGCCUAACAAUGAUGGAUCUGCAGGCAAACAGAAUGACGCCCCCUCGGAAGUGGCGCUCACAAGUCCUCGAUCUCCGCCUGGAAGAGGAAUCCGGACCCCAAGGAAGUUUGGCCCUCAAGUGACCAGACUUGAAGCUGUCGACGGUUCGAGUGACCCCCUCGGCCCGCUAGGCGACAAGUCGUUUCCUCCAAUCUCGGAACAGGGUCCUGUCCCGCCACAGAAAGAGCCAUUUCCCGCCCGCAAUGCCCGUCCUACCUCAUCCACAUCCCAAUCGUCUAGUAUUGCUGGACUUAUGGAGUCAGUGGAUUUGGAGGAUGAAAGCGAAACGCGACCUAGGAUGAGACCCCCGCCGCCUGUUCAACCCCCAUCUAGCAGCGACGAUGCGCCAAAAAAGCAAAUCCAGUCGAGCAUGACCGUUGAACAAGCUGCAAAGCCAUCAUUUUAUAUCACAGUUGGUGAUCCUCAUAAAGUCGGAGAUCUCACGAGCAGUCACAUUGUCUAUCAAGUCAGAACAAAGACAACCUCAAAAGCAUACGUACGGCCUGAAUUUACAGUUACAAGGCGAUACCGCGAUUUUCUGUGGCUAUAUAACUCCUUGCAUAACAACAAUCCCGGAAUUGUCGUUCCGCCACCUCCAGAGAAACAGGCAGUUGGUCGGUUUGAAUCCAAUUUUGUCGAAUCCCGAAGGGCAGCGUUGGAGCGUAUGUUGAAUAAAAUUGCCGCACACCCAGUACUUCAACAUGACGCCGAUCUGAAGAUCUUUUUGGAAAGCGACACAUUCAACUUGGACGUGAAAAAUAAGGAGAACCGGGAGCCAGAUCUGGGCCAAAGCAAGGGAAUGUUUAGUUCUUUCGGUCUAUCAGUCGGUGGAGGAAGCAAGUUCAUAGAACAUGAUGACUGGUUCCACGACAGAAAAAUAUACCUUGAGGCUCUUGAAAAUCAACUAAAGGGCUUAAUGAAAGCGGUAGAUACGGUCGUGCAACAGCGCAAAGGGCUUGCAGAGGCGGCCAGUGAUUUUGCAGUGUCUCUACACUCCCUUGCCGGUGUUGAAUUGUCCCCAGCUCUUUCUGGCCCGUUAGAACGACUUUCCGAAGUCCAACUUCGAAUAAGAGAACUCCACGAACGUCAAGCCCAGCAAGAUGUUCUAACAUUAGGAAUUACAAUUGAUGAAUACAUCCGGCUUAUAGGCAGUGUAAAGACGGCCUUUAAUCAACGACAGAAAUCGUUUCAGAGUUGGCACUCUGCUGAAUCGGACCUGCAGAAAAGGAGAAAUGCACAGGACAAGCUGCUCCGUCAAGGGAAAUCUCAGCAGGACAGAUUGAACCAAGCGAACGCGGACGUGGUUGAAGCCGAGAGAAAAGUACAUCAAGCGAGGUUAUUAUUUGAGGAUAUGGGAAAAUUAAUGCGAAAUGAGUUGGAACGGUUUGAAAGGGAGAAAGUAGAAGACUUCAAGUCUGGCGUUGAGACAUUUUUGGAGAGCGCUGUUGAAGCACAAAAAGAGUUGAUCGAGUUAUGGGAGACAUUCUUUUUGCAACUUGAUGCAGAUGACGAGACUAAUCCAUUUUAUAACCCAGCUCAGACGCCAACAUCUCAGCCCCAGCAUGAACGAACUGAGAGUGGAUCUGUUUCACAGAGCACUGAGCCAACCUCAGCUCAAGAAGAGGCGUAAAUUCUAGUUGUAUGAUAUCCUAUCUUGGUCGAGCAAAUCAGC
Messenger RNA from Coccidioides posadasii C735 delta SOWgp, 1895 nucleotides. It is a transcript of the gene VPS5, whose product is annotated as Vacuolar protein sorting-associated protein 5. Gene Ontology annotation, molecular function: phosphatidylinositol binding. Lineage: Eukaryota; Fungi; Ascomycota; Eurotiomycetes; Onygenales; Onygenaceae. Gene Ontology annotation, biological process: protein retention in Golgi apparatus; retrograde transport, endosome to Golgi. Gene Ontology annotation, cellular component: endosome. The record is from RefSeq and is a predicted model, not a curated record.